GACUAAUAUUGAUUAUUUUAAACUAUCAACAACUAUAAAAUAAUUGAUAUAUUUUUUUACCGAGUUCUUUGAAACCAAUUAUCUUCUUUGACAUCGCUCAUCCCUAGCUAAAUUUAGGUUAGCUAUAUACCUGAAAUUCUUAACCUAAAAUUCACACAUAUGGUCGCGUAAUAUUACUGGAAGGUAGAGCGAUAUAAAAUCUAGUCUAAGGAGAGGAGAUGAGCGAUGCCGAGCUCCAGGAAGAAGAAAGGGAAGUAUUGUUCUCGAUAUACGAUGGCGAUCCGGCUUUUAAACAGUUGACACCUACAACAUUUCAAUAUAAGUUUGGAAAGGACAAUGACCUGAAAUCAUUUCUGCUGGAAAUCUCAUGGGGUGCAACAUAUCCUUCAGAGAAGCCAACUAUUAAUAUGAACACAUUUUACAAUAAACAUAUUGUGGAAGAGGUAAAGGACAAGGUGGUGAGUCACGUAGAGGCAGAGGCUGAGCAAUGGUUAGGUAGCGCUAUGACGUAUACCUUAUUUCAGUCUGUCCAAGAACAUUAUGCAGACUUAGUAUCCAUUCAACCGGAUUCAGUCACAGAUAUAAAUGCCUAUACUAGUAAAAUCAAGAUUGCAGAGGAGAAUCAACAGGUUGAAGAAACAAUGAAAAAACCGAAGAAAGAACAGUUAAGCAAGGCUCAGAAACGUAGACAAUGGAACAAGGCAGAUGGCAAAGGUGAGAGACCACGUGGUUGGAACUGGGUGGACAUAGUAAAACAUUUGUCACAGACCGGCCCUAAAUCGGAGCAAGAGUCUUAGUUCGAGUCACGUAUAUCAUUUUGUACAGUAUAAAAAGUAUGCUAUAUUUUUAUAAAUGUUGGAAAUAAAAUCAUUUCUCUGUAUCUACA
Harpegnathos saltator (Jerdon's jumping ant) is the source of this 886-nucleotide messenger RNA. Its product is annotated as RWD domain-containing protein 4. Gene Ontology annotation, molecular function: protein binding. The coding region runs from base 219 to 797 and encodes 192 amino acids. The record is from RefSeq and is a predicted model, not a curated record. The transcript is spliced from 4 exons. Lineage: Eukaryota; Metazoa; Arthropoda; Insecta; Hymenoptera; Formicidae.